Messenger RNA from Parnassius apollo (apollo), 513 nucleotides. The record is from the annotation of a GenBank genome assembly. Lineage: Eukaryota; Metazoa; Arthropoda; Insecta; Lepidoptera; Papilionidae.
AUGCCACGGGCAAGUAGAAGUAAGAUUCAGCUUUCCGAGGAAGAGAAAAAAAGGCGCAGGCGGGAACAAAAGAAGCUCAGUAUCCGUCGUGCACGUGCUAAAAUGAAUGAAGCAGAAUUAGAAGAAAGAAGAAGCCAGGACAGGGAAAGAUAUCGACGAAAAAAGGAACAAGGCAAAAUUAAAACUAUUAAAGACUACACCCCUAGAGAACAACGCCAAAUCAGAAAAAUAUGGAGGGAAAGGGCUAAAUUAAGACGCCACAAGGAAAAAAAUAGUAAAAAUGCUUUGCGUUUCGUUGAACAGAACACUCCACCGUCUAGUCCCUCAUUUUCGCGUAUUAAAGUUGGGAAUGCUAUUGUGAAACGCAAUGCGCGAAUAUUAAGAAUCGAAAAUAACUAUCUAAAAAAAAGAAUACUUGAGCUGGAAUCUAAAAUGGCAAAAUACCGUAUGAGAGCUAUUCGAUCUUCUAAUAGAGAAAACAAAGAAAAGACAGUUCCUCAAAAAAAAGCUUAA